Molecule: messenger RNA, 2279 nt
Organism: Apus apus (common swift)
Lineage: Eukaryota; Metazoa; Chordata; Aves; Apodiformes; Apodidae
Gene: EIF2AK1
Product: eukaryotic translation initiation factor 2 alpha kinase 1
Exons: 16
Coding region: 274-2196 (640 amino acids)
Biological process (GO): protein phosphorylation
Molecular function (GO): ATP binding; protein kinase activity
Source: RefSeq, a predicted model, not a curated record
CGACCCCCGGUCAGGGCGCGGGCCCGUGAUGAGGGGACUUCCGCGGGGCUGCGGGGGCGACGCGAGGAGCUGCGGCUCCGCACGGAGGUCAGGGGUCUCUGCCGGCCCCGCUGCGUGACAGGACGCCUCAGCCCCCCCACCGCGACGCUCCGUUAAUGUUUUACCGCUCGGCGCGCAGAGAGCGGCCGCAAGCGCUGGUCCAGCCCCCGGCACCACCUCCAGGGAGGCGGGCGGGCCCCGCCGGCCGGCCGGGACGAAGGCCGAGACCCCGACAUGUGGCGGGGCGGGUUCCCCCCCGGGGCCGCUGCCCCCCGCGCUCCGCCGCCCGCCAUCGAGUUCCCUGAGGAGAGCCCGGAGCCGCGCUUCGAUGAAUCCGAUGUGCCGGCGGAGCUGCGGGUUGCAAACGGGUCUCAAAAGUUUGUGAAUUUCACUUCAACCAUCCAAAACCAGCUGCUGCUUGUGUCCCUGCUGGAGCAUCUCUGCCACAUGUACACGCACAACCCUGUUCAUUCCAGGUGUUUGUUCCGAAUACUUCGUCAGGCUUUCACAAGAACAGGGUUGCUCUCCCCUUUUGCCUUCUGUGAUGAAUUUAGUACUGUAAGACUGCAGCAUAAUAGAGCCAUUGCUGAACUCAUGAAAGCAGCUAAUCGACAAAUACUUGAUGGGGAACCUGAUCAUGGAGAUUCUCAUGCAAUUUGGGAGAAAGAAGUUCUCUUUGAAGCGCAGACUUCACGAUACUUGAAUGAGUUUGAUGAAGUUGCAAGGCUAGGAAAAGGAGGCUAUGGUCAAGUAUACAAGGUCAGAAACAAGCUAGAUGGCCAGUUCUAUGCUAUUAAAAAAAUUAACAUUAAAAAGGCUACAAGGAGAGAUUGCAUGAAGGUGCUACGAGAAGUUAAAGUGCUGGCUGGGCUGCAGCACCCUAAUAUUGUAGGCUAUCACACUGCUUGGAUGGAACAAGUUCAAACGGUACGCCCAAAAGAUAAAAGAAUAAUGGAGUUGCAGCCAUUAUCUUUGGAGCCAGAGAGUAGCAACAAUCACUGUCACAUUCAGAGUGUGGAAAGUGGGAGUUCAAUUAUCUUUGCUGACCUUACUUCACAAGAAAAGAAGUCCUGUGACAGUACCAGUCUUAGAAAUCUGGGUAGUGAAUCAGCGCAGAAUAUGGAUAUAAGGAAUGAUUUUACAGACAGCAGUAGUAAAGAGUGUAUGAAACCAAAUAAAUGUGAGUUAUCCAAAGAAUUACAAGAAGACUCUGUAAGUAGUGAUAGCAGUAAAUCAAAUUAUGUGAAAAAUCAUUCAACACGGGGACCUCAUUCUAGCCUGGAUCAAGAUGCUAGCACUGGAAGUAAGUCCUGCACUGGAAGUAAGUCCUGCACUGAAGAAUGCUCCAAGAAUGAUGUAGCUCUCUGUGGAGAGUUUGAGGUGGAGUAUCGUUUGAUGCUUCAUAUACAAAUGCAGCUGUGUGAAAUAUCCUUGUGGGAUUGGAUUGUUGGCCGUAAUAAAAGAUGCAACGAGAGAACAGAGGAAAUGUCCAGUCCAUACCAUCUUGUGGAUGUCAGCUGGACAAUUAAGAUCUUUCAAGAGUUAUUAGAAGGAGUGUGCUAUAUCCACAGCAUGGGAGUGAUGCAUCGAGACAUUAAACCCAGAAAUAUCUUUCUACAUGGAUCAGAUCAUCAUGUAAAAAUAGGAGACUUUGGGUUAGCCUGCAAAGACCUCCUUUUUGAUGAUGCAGACCAGUGGUUUAAGACAGAAAGGACAAAAAGUCAGAGACACACCACAGGAGUGGGGACUUGCCUCUAUGCUUCACCAGAACAAUUGCAGGGAUCUCACUAUGAUUUCAAGUCAGACAUGUACAGCAUGGGUGUCAUCCUGCUAGAACUCUUCCAGCCCUUUGGAACAGAAAUGGAAAGAACAGAAGUUCUCAUGCAUUUAAGGAAAGGCCAGAUUCCUCACUCUUUCUCCAAAAAAUGGCCUGUCCAAGCCAAGUACAUUAAACUCCUCACCAGUCAGAGAUCUACGGAAAGACCAACUGCUGCUCAGCUUCGUGAGAGUGAACUGUUUCAUACCACAGAACAUGUUAUUUCUAACCUACAACAGAAGGUAAGACAGCAAGAGGAAGAAAUAGAAAAACUGAGAGAGAGAGUAAGACUGCUUUCUGGAGAACAAGGUGAAUGUAUGAGACUAGGUUCUCCUGUUUAAGUACAGGAAGAACUAACUUCUAUUGUAUGUUAAGUUAUAUAAAAUGUUUUUUUGGGUUUUUUUACAUAAAAUAUUUUAAUGCA